Messenger RNA from Aspergillus bombycis, 2292 nucleotides. RefSeq lists its product as uncharacterized. The record is from RefSeq and is a predicted model, not a curated record. The coding region runs from base 1 to 2292 and encodes 763 amino acids. The transcript has 2 exons. NCBI's taxonomy places the organism in Eukaryota, Fungi, Ascomycota, Eurotiomycetes, Eurotiales, Aspergillaceae.
AUGAAAUCGUCUCCUUUCGAAAAGCUCACAGAAGACGCCGCGGAAGUUGAACCUCCAUCGUACGGUCAGAUUGAUGAGCCUCCCCUAGUAAUACCGCCGUUGGACUUGUUCAAAACAGCUGGACCGCCUGUUUGUUCGACAGUCACCCAAGACCAAUGUAUUGCUCAUCUGAAGUUCUUAGCAGCACUCGCCGAUCUACGCGACAACUUAACUAACAUCAAGGGUCUAUUCAAUAUCAAUGAUCCUGACCCAGAUGUGUUUGGAGCUACUACACAUGAGGCAUUUGCUCGUGUCAAAGAAAAGCGAUGGGCUGUGUACACAGCCAGGGCAGCCGACCGCUACACGACUUGGUGGCAGAAAUGUAUUCAAUCCCCUAGGCGAUGUCCCAAGCGCCGUGACCUGCAGGACGGCAGUUAUGACUCAAUUACCGAGCACAAGACGUUCUACUGGUCUCCAAAGGCAAUGCCCCCUCUAGAUAUUCUAAUGGUGUGGCACGCACAUAUGCUGAACCCUAGGGCCUUUCUUGAAGAUUGCAUUCGAGGAGGUGCCAUGGGCUUCUGGACAGCUGGUUUCCCUUGGGAAAUUAUCAACUCCUGCAUCGACGAUCAAACCAUAGAAUACAACGCUGGGCAGGCAGCGGUAGCCCGCUUUCAGCAGAAAACCGGUCUGCCCUGGGACAAUCUAAAGUGUUCAUCCAAGAAGCCCCUCGGUUGUCCUAGCUGUAAGCACGAGCUGUCCGUGCCCUGGACCGAAGCUCGGAUGUCUUACCCACUCGAUGAAGCAUUUAACAAUUGCCGGGGCUUCGCUGAUAAAAAUUUCCAAACGACAUGUCCGGUCUGUAACUUCCAAGUCACACACGAGAGCCUAAAGAUCGAGAAGUUUCGGAAAGAUGUUAGGGCUUUUUGGGCCUCGGACGUGCCGAUGCCGGGGACGUUCUAUGAUAUCAGGGGCGUGCCAAAAGCUGUCUCUGUCUCGAGUCGAAAGAAGAGGCAGUCCAUAUUCCCCAAUCGCUUAAUCAAGGCGAUAGGGACCGUUCUCCUUUCGCAGACUGACCCAACGGACAAUGACUGCAGGACAAUGGCGGCGUUACGCAACAGGCUACAGUCCAGCAUCAUGAGCCGGGACAUCAUGCGAAAGGUCAACCCAGAUUCAGGCUUUUACUCAUUAUGGCCAGAAGAGAAGGUGGCAUUCCGUCGGAUGAUGGCUCGCUAUUGGGAUAAUCAUAGUCCCUUCGCGCUAGACCUGGUUGGUGCUGUCAUUCGACAAGGAACUUUUGUUCAAAAGAUGGACAACAUUGAUUGGCUUCACUCGCCUACAGUGAAGGCCACCAUGGACCGUUUGAUCAGAAAAUAUGAAGUUUUCUUCCAAAUCAUGGCACAAAACCCACGCAACAUGGCUGUCCCAACUCUGGAUGUCGAUCUUGCCUGGCAUACCCAUCAACUGUCGCCUUCAAGGUACUUUGACUAUUCCAUCUUCACAACACGGCAACACACCAGGGUUCCGAAUUUUAUUGAUCAUGACGAUAAAGUCGAAGAAACUAAACUGUCGGAUGGAUUCGAGUGGACUAGCAAAAUGUACAAGAAGCUCACCAAAGGUGAUAUCUACAGCGAGUGCACUUGCUGGUACUGUGAGGCUAUCCGAGCUCCGGAUCUCAGCGACGGCAUCUUUAUCUCCCAGUCAACCUCCCGAGCUCGCGAAGCGGCCGCCAAUCUCCACAAUCGGCCAGAUAUAUCUUCGAAUCCGGACAAGAACCCCCAUAUCUCCGCGCACAGUGCUGUCCCAGCGGAAACAAAGAAGACACGGUCCGGCUUUAAUCCUCGAUAUGUGAAGCACUUGAAACUUCAAAGCAACUACCAAAAGUCACGCCGUCGUGCAGAGAAGCGAGAUCGCAAACAAGGCAACAAGGAACAGGACCGUGCUUCAGACGCCAGUCUUCAUGCCCUUCCCAUGGUAUACGGUUAUCCAAUAUAUGUGCCAUGCUACGCCCCGUAUGUGGCUGACCCCUGCGUGCACUCCAAUGCAUAUGCUUCAAAUCCAGGCUGCAUGAGCUUCGUCUCCGGGGCCCAUGGCAACUGUGCCGUGGGAACCUGUGGAGGCAGUGUUGCGGCAGGCGGCUGUGGUGGGAUGGGAGGGGGAUGCGGCGGUGGAUGUGCUGGCGGGGGGGGCGGAGCAGCAGGCGGGUGUGGAUCAGGUGGUAGUGCAGGGUGCGGCGGGAGUAGCAGUGGGGGAGGCGGAGGCGGAGGUUGUGGUGGCGGGGGAGGAGGAGGAGGCUGUGGCGGAGGGGGUUGCUGA